Messenger RNA from Prionailurus viverrinus (fishing cat), 1779 nucleotides. It is a transcript of the gene RBM43, whose product is annotated as RNA binding motif protein 43. Lineage: Eukaryota; Metazoa; Chordata; Mammalia; Carnivora; Felidae. The record is from RefSeq and is a predicted model, not a curated record. The transcript has 4 exons. Bases 119 to 1282 code for a protein of 387 amino acids.
GUUAUGGGCAGCAACCAUCCCAGGUCUGAGCUUCACCCGGAGGCCAAGAGGCGCAGAGCAGCGGGAUGCGGUGGAGGGGCAGGUUUUUUUUUUUUUUUUUUUUCACAUCGUCUCCAGGAUGAUGAAAGAACUGAAAGCAAAACCUUCUUCCGGCCAGACUUGUGGCCUGUGCUCCGCUAGAUUUGGGCCCUGCAGGCAGCGGAAGGCGCGUCUCUUCUCCGCCAUGGCAUCAGUUUUGAAAGGCAAGGACUCCAAAGCUUCUGAAAGAAUGGUUGAAGUUGCUGGUCAUCCGGUUGGCCUUUUUAAUGAUCAAUUACUGACCACAGUAGUGAAGACUCACUUUCAAGAUAUUAAGAAUAAAGGCGGAGUUGUUGAACAUGUGAUAUAUCCAACAAGAACCAGGGGCAGGGGAGUUGCAAAUGUGACAUUCAAAGAGAAAAAAGGUGCAAAGAAUGUCAGCAGAAAACAGAAACGCUGUCAGGCAGAAAAGGUUGGACCUGCUCAAUUCACAGUCUCUCAUUUUGGUGAAAAGGUCUUCAGCUCUGUAAAAGCUAUCCUCGAUCUUUCUGUUUUUCGGAGUCAAGUCAUUCUAGAAAGUCUGGUAACGGACCUGACAAGGAAAAUCCCAACUUUAUCCUUCAGUCCUCUGGAACCCAAUGGAAGAGUCUCUGUGCAAGGGUCAUUUCUGGAUAUCCUGAGACUUAAAGAAAUUUUGCUAUUAAAAGCAAGUUCUCUUUUAGAAAAAAAUAGGAAUUUUAUCAGUGAAGAGAAGUGGAACAGCCAGGGCCCCAAAAGGGAUCUCCAGAGAGGCAGUAACUCCUCAGAGUCACCCGGGUCCUCAGUACCUGAGACCACUAGGAGCGGAGAAACACUUGUUCUCGAUACAGAUGUAUUCCUUUAUCUGAAAAAGAGCAGAUUUUAUGAAAGCACAUUGAAAAAAUGUCAUGUUUUCUGUCAGGAGAGAGUGGAUGGUGAAAUCACCACAAUCUGUAUACGAAAUGCUCAACAAUGUUCUCACCCAAACAAUGCAAAGCUUGUGAAAGCACUUAUUGAGGAAUAUUCACUUGCUCUUCACUUUGAGCUUAAAAAAGAGACACUUCUUUUGAAAGGAAAGGAGAAUAGAGAUAAAAGAAGGAUUAAGUCGGCCUGUGAACAAGUAAGUUUGAGGUACCCUAAGGUUCUGAUUAAUUUUUACGAGACGCACAUUGAUAUUAUAGGAUCUUCUUCUGACACAUACUUGCUUAAAAAAGAGAUCAUGAAAUUAAUAAGGCUAAAAAGUUAGGUAAUAAAAUCUCAGCAAUAGUGAUAGUGGCAGUCACUCUCCCUUACUGAGCAGAGGCGAUGCUGUGUAUGAUGCUAGCUUUACACACAUUAGUCAUUUAAUCCUUACAACCAUCUUUCAUUGUAGGCAUUGCUAUCCUCGUGUUCUAGGGGAAGAACCUAGGAUUUGGAGAAGUUAAAACAUUUGUCCGGAGUUAUCGAGCAGGCAAAGAAUGGGGUUAAACUUGGCCUAUCUGACUACAAAGAUAAUAUCUAAGUCUUAAAACUUUGAAAAAAAAAUCUCAUUAAACUUUGAAGAAAUCUCACUUUCCCUGCAACCCCAAAUUCUUGGAAUGUAUCUUGCUCAUCUCAAAGUAAACAAAUGUGAUUGUGAUGAUGUGAACUGUUUAGAUCAAAAGAAAAUCACAAGACAAAUCUCUCUCUAUGUUUUCAUUUUUCUUAGCCAUCUAAAUCCCAAGUAUUGGGGCGCCUGGGUGGCGCAGUUGGUUAAGCGUCCGA